This is a messenger RNA of Dissoconium aciculare CBS 342.82, 2181 nucleotides long. Its product is annotated as homocitrate synthase. The transcript has 3 exons. Gene Ontology annotation, molecular function: homocitrate synthase activity. The coding region runs from base 419 to 1909 and encodes 496 amino acids. Lineage: Eukaryota; Fungi; Ascomycota; Dothideomycetes; Mycosphaerellales; Dissoconiaceae. Gene Ontology annotation, cellular component: mitochondrion. The record is from RefSeq and is a predicted model, not a curated record.
CUCCCACAGACACUUUCACAGACAGAGGCGGCCAGACAGUCAGCUAACAAUGCGCGCGCGCCAGAGCCGAAGGAAAAAAGCCCGCCGACGGUACCCCAGUUUUCGUUAUUCCGUCCAUUUUCUGCUUACCCUCGAUUUCUCUUUCGCCGUCACUCGACUCACACACACCUCCAGGGCUGGUUGCGUGCGCAUUGAGAAAAAAUCCCUCUUGUUCCUCUGACUCUAAAACACUUUUCCCUUCCUCCUCCUCUUCUCCCCUACACUCUCCGUUUUUCAAUCCCUCCUCCUCCACUUCUACCUCUUCCUCUCAAGCCAUCCACACGAUCAAAGACUUCACUGCAACACCCGUGAAGUACCAGCUCACCAACCGUCUCCACACUUCUCUGCGCGGUCCGGCGCCGACCUCGGCAACUUCAUCAUGUGCCCAACUCCAGACGAAGAAAAUGGCCACCAGUCAAAUGGCCACUCCAAUGGCCACGCCAAUGGCCAUGCCAAUGGCAAUGGUACCACCAAUGGCAGCGGACACCCGGGUUUCAAAGCCUUCGAGACACACACCGUCCGACCCGUUUCAAGUAACCCAUACGCCCCUGUCCAGGACUACCUGAGCAAUAUCGGCAAAUUCAAAAUCAUCGAGUCAACACUACGAGAAGGCGAGCAGUUCGCCAACGCCUUCUUCGACACCGAGACCAAGAUCAAAAUCGCCCGCGCCCUCGACGACUUCGGUGUCGACUACAUCGAGUUGACUUCGCCCGCCGCUAGCGAGCAGUCUCGGUUGGAUUGCGAGGCCAUCUGCAAAUUGGGACUCAAGGCCAAGAUUUUGACUCACGUGCGAUGCAACAUGAACGACGCCAAGAUGGCCGUCGCUACUGGUGUUGACGGUGUCGAUGUCGUCAUUGGUACCAGCAGCCACCUGAUGGAGCACUCGCACGGAAAGGAUAUGACGUACAUCAAGAACACUGCGAUUGAGGUCAUUGAGUACGUCAAGUCACAAGGCAAGGAGAUCCGAUUCAGUUCCGAGGACUCCUUCCGGAGCAACUUGGUCGAUCUGCUGUCGUUGUACAGCGCGGUCGACAAGGUCGGUGUGCACCGUGUGGGUAUUGCUGACACUGUUGGCUGUGCUACUCCUCGCCAAGUCUACGAUCUCGUCCGAACUCUUCGCGGCGUUGUCAGCUGUGACAUCGAGACCCACUUCCACAACGACACUGGUUGCGCCAUCGCCAACGCCUACUGCGCUCUCGAGGCCGGUGCCACCCACAUCGACACCUCAGUCCUUGGUAUCGGUGAGCGUAACGGAAUUACCACCCUCGGUGGUUUGAUGGCACGCAUGAUUGUCGCCGACCGUGACUAUGUCAAGGGCAAAUACAAGCUCGAGAAGAUCAAGGAGAUCGAGGACCUCGUGGCCGAGGCCGUCGAGGUCAACGUGCCCUUCAACAACCCCAUCACCGGUUUCUGCGCUUUCACCCACAAGGCCGGUAUCCACGCCAAGGCCAUCCUCAACAACCCCUCUACCUACGAAAUCAUCACCCCCUCCGACUUCGGCAUGAGCCGUUACGUGCACUUCGCCAGCCGUCUCACUGGCUGGAACGCGAUCAAGUCGCGUGCUGAGCAGCUCGGCCUGAACAUGUCCGACGCGCAAAUUAAGGCUGUGACCUUGAAGAUUAAGGCUUUGGCCGACGUUCGCCCGUUGGCCAUCGACGACGCUGACAGCAUCAUCCGUAACUUCCACUUCAACCUGUCUGCCGAGAAGGAGCGCCCGCUGUUGCCCCUCAGUGCAGAGGAGAAGAAGAAGUUCGUCAAGGCCGAGAUGGACCUGAACAAAGAGGCGGAGAAGCGCUCGAUCGACGAGCAGGCGGACGCUGAGGCCGAGGUCCCUGCGGCCAAAAAGGUCCGGACAGAGACCGUCGCAUAAACGCUGCCCUCGCAAAGCUUUGAGUCUGAGACUUGUCGAAACAACUCGAGUUAGAGGACAGGAGAAACUCGGAAAGAGGAGGAUGGAGCAAGGCUAUCGAACGAGAUCACGAAAUCCAUUCUGCGUUACACCAUCUCGUAACGGUCACGCAAGAAAGAAAAAAAAAAGGCAGAACGGUGGAGAAAAGCGUUGGAAAGGAGGGGUACGGCCAGGCUGCCAUCGGAACUGGCCCAAUGCUCAAAAGCAAGCAUUUGUUAAACUUUUGCUGGACU